AUAGGAUCUGAGCGUCAGUCCUGAGGCGCUUCAUUCACCUGUUGGCUCACUGUCGUGUGUUACAGUUUGAGGGACAGACAUGAAGGACCCGCACUUCACAGGAAUCAAAACAAAGCUGUGGCCAAGUCAGAGGUCUGGCAAAAAGGCCAAGGAUGAGCCUCGGAAGACGGAGAAGCCCGUCCCAGUUCAGAAGCCGCUACAGCAUGCCAUCCCGCCGCUGUCGCAGUCAGAGCGGAUGAAGCAGACGGCGUUCGAGAGGGUGGUCUACGACAUGGCCCACAACGAGAGAGUCAUCCAAGACGCCAUGAUCGGAAGAAGAGUCGGAUUCUACGAGUUGCGUGGAGAGGUCGGCCAGGGGAACUUCUCCACCGUCCGGCUGGGCAUCCACUGCUUGACCAAAGAGAGAGUAGCUGUCAAAAUCAUGGACAAGCUUCGGCUGGACAAGAAAAGCCAGCCGCUGACCUUGUCUGAGAUCAAGUGCAUGGAGAAGCUGUGUCACCCCAACGUGGUGCGUCUGUAUGAGGUGAUAGAGACCAGCAGGAAACUGUACCUGGUGAUGGAGUACGGCUCCGGGGGAGACCUGUUCUCCCGCGUGACGGUCAGGGGGAAGCUCAGCGACUUGGAGGCCAAGCUGGUUUUUGUUCAGGUCAUCUCUGCUGUCAAACACAUGCACGACAACAACAUCGUCCACCGAGACCUGAAAGCUGAGAACAUCUUCUACACCACCAGCUACUGCAUUAAGGUGGGUGAUUUCGGCUUCAGCACCGAGAGCACCCCCACCGAUGCCCUCACGAAUUUCUGUGGCUCGCCACCCUACGCUGCACCUGAACUGUUCCGAGAUAGAGGCUACAACGGACGGUACUCGGACAUCUGGGCUCUGGGAAUCCUCUUGUACUUCAUGGUGACAGCCACUCUGCCUUUCUUUGGGGACAAUCUGGGGAGGCUGAAGCGGUGCAUCCUGCAGGGGGCCUUCAGCAUCCCUGCUUACGUGCCUGAGGACUGCCAGCUGGUGAUCAAGGGCAUGCUGCGGCCGGUGCCAGUGGACCGCUCCUCCCUAACACACGUCAUUGGCAGCACCUGGUUAAACGGGCUGGAGUUUCCUCACCCCUUCUCCUUGCUGCCUCUCUCUCCGGCCCAUUUUGCGAAGCCCACCCAGGCUCUGUGUGUGGAGGAGCAGGAGGUGAAGCGGUUGCUGUCAGAGCUGGGUCUGCUGAUGGUUCAUUUUCAAAACAACCCCUGCUCUGACACCAGGAGCCCCCUCACUGGGACUUAUCGAAUCCUGCUCCAUCGAGUCCAGAAGCGGAGGUCGGUGGAAGCUGUGGGUUAUUCCACCCUGAAACCUGACAGGUGCCCCAGUUCACGACCGUCAGCUGCCAUGGACCGACACGUACCUUCUGCUGUCUGCGUGAUACUGUGACAGCUUCACUUAUGACUUACACAUGUGCCCAUUUGCUUGCUGACACUCUGAAGCAGUCUGGCUGCUGUAUUGUGCAAUCCAGGAGGGACGAGAUCUGGCUUGUACAUGGAGAGCUGCGGGUUCAAGUGGAGUCCGGCUGACAGACUGUAUCAUUUCUCUUAAGUGAUUAGUGGUGCCUUUCUGUGCAGAUUACUUUUGCGGCUUACCGUCGGAAACCUUCAUCAUUCACUGAAUCAGCAGUUUCUAAUCCUCCUUAGACAAAGCAUCAGGCAGUCGAACUAAUCCGUGGUCAGCGCCACCCAUUUAUGUUGUGACUCUACAGUGCAUCCAAACACACACUGCCACAAUGGCAGAUGACACAGGAAUGCGCUGCCCCAAAAGAACACCAGCUAUUUUGUACAAAAAAUAUUCAUUUUUAGCGUGAGCAUUCGCACACAAUCCUCUUGCUCUUGGAGAUAUUCUCUAGUAAAAUCAAGAAUAUAAUUUGGAAUGCGCUUGACUUUGUGUUUGGUCCAACUUCUGUGUGGAGUUUGCAUUGGCUUGAGUCUCAUGUCGUUGGUUUUGUGUGUGUGAGUGGUUGUCCGUCUCAAUGUGCCCUUUGCUGCUGUGGAACCCUCCCCAGAGUGUCCCCGCAGCUUCAACACCCACAGGUUAUUGCUCCAAAUUUUGCAAAAGUGAUGCCAUAUAUCAACAAUGGAAAUUUUUAUAAUAAAAUGCUCUCUUCAAAAAUGUAGCCAGAUUUAACAGUUUUGUUUUCUUCUCGGAAAUGUGUUAAAGAUUGGUUCAUGUUAGGGUCCUUGACCCAAAGGUCGAUGAGCUUGGGAGACUUCAGGGAUUGCUGAGGACUUGCUGAGUUUAAGCAUCUUCCAAAACUGCAAUGUUUCUAUUCUGGACAGGAAAGGAAAAUAAACUCAAAACAUGUGGCGACUUUAUGAGUUGUCUUCAUGCUUCUCUCGUGGCCAUGAUGUUUUAGUUGUUGCUCAAACUUUUUCUUUGUUUUCAUGAUUUCACUCAAACAAUCAUUCUUAUUUUCAGAGGCAAGUCAGCCUCCUCCUAUUUUAACCUUUCAUGAUCUCCCAUUUAACUCACACCUGAACCCCAGGCUUCUUCUUUUACCGGGUCCCUCCCUCCUAACAUGGCCACAUGUCCUCCUUUUCAGAGAUAGACCUGAACAUAAAUGCAACAUUUCAUACACGUUCAUUCCAAUUAAAUAUGGGUGACAAAAUGAAAUCCAAUUGUCUGAAAGCAAUGCCAAGUCAUGUGUCUGAUACGCUGUUGGUUGAAAACGUAAACAAACGCCCAUGUGCCAGCUUCAUGCCACCGAUGAGGGUUCCUCUCUGACUACAUCAGCCCACCAGGUCAAUGUUUAUUUAUUAUUUUUUAAACUCAAUUUUCGCAUUUUCAGAUCGUAAAUAACCUGCUUAGUGAAAAUGUGCACUUGGCAACACAGGUAUGUCGUCCGUGCUUGGAUAUAUUGAACAUUUCUUCUGAGGGAACUGAAGGAAUAGUUUUCUUUGUGUUCAGCAGUGAUUUCACGACAUGUAACUCAGAUCAAACCGUCUUGCAAUUGACAAAAAGAACCAGGAUCACUGUCAUGUUGUCAUGCAUGAAAUGUCAUUGUUUAGAAGAAAUCACAAGUGGACACAAGUAUGUUGCAAACUGUGGAAACACUCUUCAGUAUUUCCAACUGUGGAAUGAUUCAAACAGGUGAUGAUGAAUUGUAACUCAGCCUUGGAAGUGGACUGUUACAGUCAGCAUAAAACAGACUCGUGGUGCUCUUGAACAACCUCCAUUGUGAUUGUUCACCUCGGCCUCACUAAAUAAAUGUCACACUCUUCUCCACACAAUUGUAUCUACUC
This is a messenger RNA of Synchiropus splendidus (mandarinfish), 3276 nucleotides long. Its product is annotated as serine/threonine-protein kinase NIM1. The record is from RefSeq and is a predicted model, not a curated record. Gene Ontology annotation, cellular component: cytoplasm. Gene Ontology annotation, molecular function: protein serine/threonine kinase activity; tau-protein kinase activity; ATP binding. The transcript has 4 exons. Lineage: Eukaryota; Metazoa; Chordata; Actinopteri; Syngnathiformes; Callionymidae. Gene Ontology annotation, biological process: microtubule cytoskeleton organization; protein phosphorylation; intracellular signal transduction. The coding region runs from base 80 to 1417 and encodes 445 amino acids.